UUGCCUCUUGUUCUUAACCUCAAUUGUCUGCCAUGUCCCCAGCGUUGACCGUCUCGCCUUUUGUCUGUCGUCUAUAAUACCCCCUCUUCUCCCUUCGAGCUCCCCAGCUACCCCGCACUGUGUGCGUAUUGCGCGACCUUCAACCUCAUUUCACCAGCCUCGAUUGUCUUGUCAUGUCCACCAGCACAUCCUACACACGCCCCCUCCCGCCCACGCCCAAUGCCCCCAACGCCCACGAGCGCACCCGCCUCGUCCGCUCUCCCCAAAAACUAGGCUCCGUGUCCACCCCGCAGCCCGCACAGUCCGGCGGCCUCCUCCCCAUCGGCUGCGCCGCCGCCUACACGCCCUUCUCGCUCCGAAGCAGCUCGCCAGCCUCGCGGCCCAGCACGCCCGGCUCAGUCUACUCGUCGUCCUCGACCAACUCCUCCAUGGCGUCCCUCGCCCUGCCCACGCCCCGCACGAGCGCCGAGUCCCUCGCAGAGCCCAAGGGCUACUCAGCGACAGCGCGCGGGCGCAGGUCGAAGGAGCUCCCGCGCCCGCUCGUCCUCCGCCUCAACGCAGUGCCCAUGCCCCCGAACGACCGGCGCGCCGCGCUCCCUCCCACGCCGACAACCGCGCGCUCGUCCUCCGCGCCUCCGGCGACGCCUACGACGCCCAUGCCGCCGAGCUCCUCGGAGCUGCGCAGGAAGCGGAUGGCGAAGCUCGCGCGUACCCUGGGGGAGAACGUCCCCGUCGACCUCGUCUUCCCCGAGACCCCCGCGCCACCACCCGCACCCGAGCCCGUCACCGCCGUCGACCGCGCCCUGCCGCCCCUGCCGCUGCCAGCGACGACCGCCUUUGAGCGUGCACGGAGACGGCGGAGCAUGUCUGUGGACCUGUCGCAGGCGGCUGCAGCGGUGCUCGCGCCGCGCAGCUCGCGGAUCUGGGUGACCGGCGGGAGCCUCUGGACGGGCGAGUGGAACCGGAAGGACAUCCGCGAGGUGCAGCAGCAGCUCCGGCGGCUGCGGUGAUCCACUGACUGCACGCCGCGACAGAGGACGCGGCAAGUGUCAUUAUUACGGAGCUCCCGGGGUGCUGGACAUCUGCGGUGGGUUGGCUGUUGUACGUCUGUCUAUCUGCGCGUUUUGGAUUGGAAGGUGUAUUGUAUAACCAUGACCAUGUGUUCCCUC
This is a messenger RNA of Rhodofomes roseus, 1169 nucleotides long. RefSeq lists its product as uncharacterized. Lineage: Eukaryota; Fungi; Basidiomycota; Agaricomycetes; Polyporales; Fomitopsidaceae. The transcript has a single exon. The record is from RefSeq and is a predicted model, not a curated record. Bases 174 to 1010 code for a protein of 278 amino acids.